Messenger RNA from Schizosaccharomyces octosporus yFS286, 1138 nucleotides. Its product is annotated as Rer1 family protein. Gene Ontology annotation, cellular component: Golgi membrane. Lineage: Eukaryota; Fungi; Ascomycota; Schizosaccharomycetes; Schizosaccharomycetales; Schizosaccharomycetaceae. The record is from RefSeq and is a predicted model, not a curated record. Gene Ontology annotation, biological process: retrograde vesicle-mediated transport, Golgi to endoplasmic reticulum; protein retention in ER lumen. Bases 89 to 643 code for a protein of 184 amino acids. The transcript is spliced from 2 exons.
CUCUAUCCUACAACCCAGUUGGGAUUCACCAAAACAAACCUAUCUGCAACAAACAGCAGGAAAAAGUGUCUGCAUAUAAACUUUCGAUAUGGAAUCAAUACAAAACGCAUUCGAAAAUGUACAAGAAAGAAGGAGCGCAUUAGGAAGGCAAUACCAAUUCUGGGUGGAUCGCACGAUUCCAUUUACAAAUCAAAGAUGGAUGUCUUUCGCUGGACUCUUAUCUUUGUUCGUUAUUCGUAUUUUGAUAGUUCGUGGUUGGUAUAUUGUAUGCUACACACUGGGUAUAUAUUUGUUGAACUUAUUCUUGCUUUUCUUAUCACCCAAAUUUGAUCCCAGCCUGGAGCAAGCCAUGCGAGAUGAAGAGACGGAAGAAGGCGUUUUACCUACGACCAAAGAUGAUGAAUUCCGACCAUUUAUUCGUCGUUUGCCAGAAUUCAAUUUUUGGUACUCUAGUACUCGUGCUACGAUUAUGGCCUUGGUAGCUAGUAUGUUGCGAGUCUUUGACAUUCCUGUCUUUUGGCCAGUCCUUGUCGUUUACUAUUUCGUUUUAUCAUUCUUUUGCUUCCGUAGACAAAUUCAACACAUGUUGAAAUACCGUUAUGUGCCCUUUGAUAUUGGUAAGAGACGUUUUGGUUCCCGUUAGAAUGGGUGCUUUUAAAAGCGUUACGGUUCUCUUUCAAAAUUCAAAACAUAGGUCAACAUCAUUAUGACCUGAAUUGUUUUUGUUUCCUCUUACACUCAAUAACUCAUGUCUUAAUACAGUCUUGGGGAUGUUUCUUGGAACCUGGAUUUCCAUAUUGAAUAAGUAAAAUGUUGGAAAGGCAUUAUGCUAUACAUUUGAUAAAGGCAUCCACGGAAACGGUCUUUGUCUUUGCUUUUGAACAAUUGCCAGUUUCUAAUGAGUUAUGAUAUCUUGCCGUGUUUAAAUGAAAGUAUGAGUUAGGGUUGUACGGGAUAGUCUUUAUUUCAUGAAGCGUUCGCUAUACUGUUUCGGGUUGACACUCCUUUCUUGAAUUUUACGCAUUUACUAGACAUAAUCCAUCCAUUCGCUAUAUGAAUACCCUUUGUUCUUUCAUAGUCUGAUAAUAUAAAGCCGAUUAUUUUUAUGUUGAAUUUUUUAAAAGCAAAUAGGAGUAUC